Molecule: messenger RNA, 3920 nt
Organism: Clupea harengus (Atlantic herring)
Lineage: Eukaryota; Metazoa; Chordata; Actinopteri; Clupeiformes; Clupeidae
Product: immunoglobulin-like and fibronectin type III domain-containing protein 1
Exons: 17
Coding region: 35-3184 (1049 amino acids)
Biological process (GO): sarcomere organization
Cellular component (GO): M band
Molecular function (GO): protein binding
Source: RefSeq, a predicted model, not a curated record
CAUUAAUUCAACAGAUCCUGCUGAGUUCAGAAAAAUGCUCAGAAAGAGGGCAGGGAAAGAAAAGGAAGAGCAGAAGAAGAAGGAUGGAGAAAUCGAUGACAAGUUCUGGGAAGUCCUCAUGAGUGCAGACAAGAAGGAAUAUGAACGCAUCUGCGCUGAGUACGGGGUCAAAAAUUUCCGUUGGAUGCUGAAGAAGCUCAAUGAGAUGAAGAAGGAAAGAGAGGAGGAACAAAAGAUGUAUGUUGAAACCAUAAGUAACCUGAAACACAUUGAGGUGAAAGGAAAUGGCAUGGCUUCGUUUGAACUUGACCUGGAGCUCAAAGACCCCAGCAGUAGGAUUUUCCUCUACAAGGAUGGUGUCAUGAUCCCUUACGGAAGUGACGGAUGUGACGACCCGGACGUGAAGCACAACCUGAACAGAAUCGGCAAGAAACUGGUGUUCUCUGUGAAAGACUUGAAGCCUGAGGAUGCUGGCCUGUACCAGGUGGACGUGGAGGAGGUCAACAUGUUCUCAACUGAUUUUAAGAUUCCUAGUGUUGACUUCAUCGUGAAAAUCCAGGAGGUGAAAGCCAAAGAGCGUGAGGAUGCACUCUUUGAGUGUGUCCUCUCUCACCCACUAUCCAGACUGAUGUGGAUGGGGAAAAACGUGCCCUUGGAGGACGGGGAGAAAUACACCAUCACUGUCUCAGAAGACAGGCUCAUCCACAGGCUGCUGGUCAAGGACUGCUUGCAGCUGGACAAGGGAAUCUACGCAGCUAUGGCCGGCAUUAAAACCUGCAGUGCCUGGCUAAUUGUGGAAGAUCCUGGGGUUCAGUUUGUCAGUGGGCUAUCUGAUGUGAACGCCCUCCGGGGCCAAUCAGCAGAACUGAUGUGCAAGCUCAGCAACGACCAGUGUGAUGGAGUCUGGUUCAAAGAUGGGAAGAAGCUGACUGAAGGAGAUGGGAUAACCCUGUCUAAAGAUGGGGCCUGCCAUAAGUUAUUAAUUGACAGUUGUGAAGAGGACCACUCAGGAAGGUACCGAUUUGAGGCAGAAGGGCGGAAAUCAGAGGCUACGAUUUCUAUUAAAGAUCCACCAACAUUCAACCCUGAUGACUUGGGCAAAUUCGCAGAGCCUGUGAUUAUACGAGUUGGGCAAACCGCAUCCUUUAAGUUGCCCUUUGAGGGCCGCGAUCCGAUGAGGAUUCAGUGGUACAGGGAGGGCGAGGAGCUUUUGGAGGACACCAACAUCAAAAUUGAGAAGUCAACCUCCCACAGCAGCCUCAAACUCAGCAAGUGCCAGCGAAAAGAGUCUGGAGAAAUCAAGAUACGACUGAGGAACGAUUUUGGCACAUUAGAGGCCUUUUCAAGGCUAAUUGUCCUUGACAAACCUGGACCACCCCAGGGCCCAGUGGAAAUUGUGGAAAGCUCCGCCUUGUGCGUCGAGAUCAAGUGGAGACCCCCGAAAGAUGAUGGAGGCUCACCCGUGAAGAAUUACAUGAUGGAACGCCAGCAGAUCGGCCGCAAUACGUGGACAAAAAUCGGAGAGAUUCCCGGUGUUCCAACUUACAAGGAUACCAAUGUGGAAAAUGGUAGGAAGUACUGCUACCGGAUCCGCGCACUCACUGAAGAGGGCAACAGUGAGAUGAUGGAGACAGAUGACAUCAUGGCAGGCACUUUGGCAUUCCCUGGUCAACCGGCUGCACCAAAAGUGGCAAGCGCCUUCAAUGACUGCAUCAACCUGACUUGGACAGCUCCUGGUGACACGGGAGGGUCUCGCAUUACGGGCUACAACCUUGAGAAACGCAAGAAGGGCAGCAACAUCUGGAGUCUUGUAAACCCAGAUGGGGAACCCAUACAAGCAAAGAAGUAUGCUGUUCAAGACGUUGUUGCUGGAAUGGAGUAUGAGUUUCGUGUGACAGCUAUCAAUGUCUCUGGUCCGAGUGAACCCAGUCCACCAUCUGAGUUUGUAAUUGCACGAGACCCUAAGAAGCCCCCAGGCAAAGUGACUGAGCUGAGAGUGACUGACACCUCGUACAACACCGUAUCUCUGAUGUGGACCAAACCCAAUGAAGAGCCAGGGGUCCAGGAUGAGGCUAAGGGGUACUUUUUGGAGGUCAGGCCAGCAGAGAGCCUGGAGUGGAAUAGGAGCACCACCACGCCGAUUAUUCUGACCUCCAACACCGUUAAAGGACUGAAGGCCAUGGCUAUGUAUUGGGUGAGGGUCAUAGCAACGAAUGAGGGUGGAGAUGGAGUGCCCACUGAUCUGGACAACUAUAUUUUGGCCAUGCCUCCCCCUGUUAGGCCAAAGUUCACAACUCGCAACAUGCAGAGCUUUAUGGUUGUGCGUGCUGGGAAUACGGUGCGGAUCAGUUUAACCUUUGAAGCAUCCCCUUGGCCAGAGAUAGAGUGGCUGAAAGAUGGCGUUCCUGUAACCAAACGUGUGACCAUCAGCAACUCCGACGGGGGGUCUCAGCUCCUGAUCCCGUCCUCCGAGCGCAGCGACUCUGGCAUCUACACCAUAUCGAUCAAGAACAUGGUGGGUCAGGAGAGCUUCAGUAUUGAGCUCAGGGUGACAGAUGAGCCAAAGCCACCGGGCCCUAUCGAGCUGGAGGAGAAUGUUCCAGGUACGGUGACUGUGGUCUGGGAGUCGUCCCCGGAUGAGAAGAGGGACGACCGCCUGCACUACAUGGUGUCCCAACAUGACUCAACCAAGCGGUCCUGGAACAUAGUUGCGGAAAGGCUCUUCAAUAACAAGUUCACCGCGUGCAACAUCAUGCAGGGGCGUGAAUACCACUUCCGGGUCUAUGCCAAGAAUGACAUGGGCUUGUCAGCCCCAUCUGAGUCACCCACCUGGGGUUCGACUAAGCAGAGAGACAAAUUUGUGGUUGACAUGCCCGAGUACAAAACCUGCAAUUUCCAGUGUGCGCCAGCCUUCCUGGUGCCCCUGAAGGUGCGUGUGGCGCCCAAGGGCUACGAAUGCUACAUGAGCUGCGCUGUGAAAGGCAACCCGCGGCCCCGCAUCACCUGGUACCACAACAACGUCAGCCUCAACACCGACACCAACUACCUAAUCACCAACAUCUGUGGCGUCUGCUCCAUCCUCAUCCUUCGAGUGGCGGGCAGGGACAUGGGAGAGUACACCAUCACGGUUGAGAACCAGCUGGGCCGGGCCGAGAGCUCCACCAGGCUCGCUGUCCGAGAAUGAGAUGGCAUGGGGCUCAAGAAGUUUCUCACAUCCUCCAUAUCUUUUCAUCAUCUCUUCCAUCAUGUCAACAUCUUGGAUAGGAGCUUCUGUUGCACUAAUGUUACCUGCUGCUAUUGACCUGUGGCACAGCUAUCGGCAUGCACAUGUGAUAUAACUGGAGGACAUGUAUAUAUCUACAGUACUGACUUUACUUUUUUAAUACUGCUGUUUAGAUAAACAAACCUCAUAGUACUUUUGGUUUGACUCAUUAAAUGAGUCCAGAUGCACUGUGAGAAUAUUCUUUGCUUGAUAUUGAAAAAAGAAGCAUCAAUAUCUGUUGUGUGAAUGAGUGGCGUGAAAGGUGUGACUAACUACUGCUAGGUUAAGGGGGAUUUCAAAAACAAAAAUAAGUUCAGUCUAAAUGGUACAUAGAGCUGAAGCAGUGAAUACAGUAAGGGACACAGCAUUCAAUAUAAGAAAUGAAAGGAUUGAAAUGAUGGUAUGCAGGUGUAAAUGGAACUGAUUUGGCUUCAGACAACCUAAUGGUCUUUAUAAUCGAAUAUAGACUAACGUGUAAUAAAACAGCGCUGCUUUCAGCAGUGGAUCUGAUGGCUUUAUGGUUAGGAGUUCAGUAUGGCAGACUUUUCUUACCAGGCUGUGGGAGUGCAGUGAGUGUUUUGGAAAAUGGCACCUCACAUGAUGCAAUCCAGAUGUCAUCAAUUGUGUUUGACAAUAAAGUUGAGCCUUGUAUUAUAAA